UCGAUCACUCGGACUACAAACAAUCAGAAUGCCUCCACGUCGAGCGCCUCGAACACCGAUGGCUACAAAGCUGACUGCAAUCUGCGAUCACAUUCACGCCGUGAAUCUCACUCCGAAGGCAUUCAUCACGGCAUUCUUGCAGCACACCGCAGAGGACUUUGCUUUUAAACGUCGAUUCUGGGGAACCGACACGGGGUGGGAUUCGACAGUUGGACUGUUAGAGGCGAUUCAAACUCUGGUCUCCUCGCAUGUUGAAGGGAGGGAAUUGUGGGAUGAUUGGGUUCUAGCUCAGGCCACACAGAUUGUCAUACAUCAAAAUCCACGGCAAGGUAACUAUCCAGCGGGAGGGUAUGUCUCGUCUGGUGACUUGAAGCAAAGCUUCUUCACGGAGCAGGAGCGCUUGUCACAAAACAGCAAGCUCACGGAUAGUAUGCCUUUCCUAUAUAAUCUAAUCUACAAGAAGAUGAAUUUCGACGAUUCGGAUGAGGUGUCCAGUGAGAAAACCGACACUGGUGACGAGGUUGAAGCAGUAGAGGAUCCCGAGCCAGAAGAGGUGGUCAUUGAAGAUCCAAUCACGGCGGAUGAUAUGAUUGAUGAGCUGCAAGAUCCCGAGUUAAAAAAAGGACUACUUGCGCUAUCAGAGCAGGACAUCAAUGUCUUUGAAGGCUUUGGUUUGGUUAAAAACAACAAUCCAACACACAGCCGGCGUCUUCGGGCAGAUACCGUCGCUCGUACAAUUUGUGCAAUGGUUUCAUUUGGCUGUAAUCGCCGACAGAACUGUUUCCAAAUGAGGAACUCUUUGAUGUUUUUGGCCGCAGGCGUCACUGAACGGGUCAACACCUAUCUGAACUAUGUUGGACUGAGCUCUUCACGAAGGACAGCUCAUGCGGCCCUGAAGACCUUAGGGAGUGAAGCUGAAUUGAAAGUCAAAAGUCGAUUGGCUCUAGGUCCUAUUCUACCACCUAGUAUUUGUUUUGACAAUUUGGAUUUCCAGCAGAAAGUUCACAUGAAGUCUGUUGGUAAAUGUGCGGUCAUGUUUCAUGGAACUUGGGGUUAUAUUCAUUCCCCUCCUCCUAGCAUUCUUCCACUGUUGAAUCCUGCUGAGCUCACUACAGAGGCUCUCAACAAGGCAUUGCACAUAGCAUCAAAGCAGGAUAUUCUCCUCAAAUCUUUUGCACCAACACAGGAGAGUACAAAUCACUUUGCAAAGGUUUUAAAAUCUCAAAUCACAAGGGUGAUCCUCCGAUAUGUAGCGCUCCCGGUUGGCGAGCAAUCGACACUCCAUCGCAAUCCACCGUCAGUCCAGCCAAUAGCUGCUGAGCUACCUAAUGUGGCCAUGCUGAAGCUCAUGGUUGCUUCUGACAAUUCGGCUCAAGGCGUUGGGGAGGUAUUCACCGGGAUCAUUCAGCAAUCUGGCCUAACCCCUCAAGAAUUCCACUCCCGAGUUCAGAUCAUUGAAGGUGACUUGGGGACGUGUAAUAUUUUUGAUACACUACGAAACCAAAGGACGCCUGGUCACACCCACAAAGCAAGCCUGGACAAUGUACUUCCUAUCCCCGGGGCGGCUCACACACUCUGGAACAUUGCCCAAGCUUUGUUUCUAUAUCACUGGGGAGAUGAAAAACACAGUCGAGAUACCGGGGCAUGGCGGACUCUCCAUGCCUUGGGGAUCCAAGCAGAUAAGCCAACAACCAAGAAGGAUUUUAAUCUGAUGCUUUCACAUAUUGAGAGGAUACACGAGGCUAACCUUCUCUAUUGUGCACUGGUGAUCCUUGGUAAGGAUAAGGAUUGCUUAGGUGAAAAAUUGAUCAAUAUGACGGCGGGAGAGAUCACAAGAUUAGUUGAAGAAACCUACGAGACUUUCUGCACAAUCGAUGCCCGUGAGUCAGAGAGGGCGUCAAAAUUCCCUGCAUAUGGCAACAUGCUCUUGCGGAUUCGGGACUUUGCAACCAUAGUGGAGGCAGCUCGUGCCAUGAAAGCUGGCGACCCUGGGCGACUGAUGUAUAUGUGGGAACGCUGGGCAUUUAUGACUCAAGCUCUGCCCAAGCUGCCUCAUUAUUCCAAGCAUCUCCCAAAGCUCAUAGUGAUGAUGAAGGAAGUCUUGCCUGCCUCAUUGGCAAGGGUUGUGGAAAGCACCUUGCUCAUCUCACCCACCGGAAGACCUAAUCACUUUGUUGCUACGGACUGUUUCUUAGAGCAACAGAACUAUUGGCUCAAGUAUUUCUUCAAUCAUUCUGGUAUUGGCACCAAUAUCAAUCGCUUGAAGGAUGUGUUUUCCAUCAACAUCCCAGUGAUAAGUUUGCUUGCUACGCUUUCUUAUUCAACUGCUAAAGAUUGA
Messenger RNA from Puccinia graminis f. sp. tritici CRL 75-36-700-3, 2338 nucleotides. RefSeq lists its product as uncharacterized. The transcript has 6 exons. The record is from RefSeq and is a predicted model, not a curated record. The coding region runs from base 29 to 2338 and encodes 769 amino acids. Lineage: Eukaryota; Fungi; Basidiomycota; Pucciniomycetes; Pucciniales; Pucciniaceae.